AUGGCUGUCCUCGUCCUCCUCCUCCUCACCACCUUCCUCCCGUCCACCGCCCUGGCCGCCUUCUCCCCGGCCUUCUCCUUCUUUCUCGCCUGCGGCGCCGGCUCCACCGUCACCUUCCCACGCGACAACCCAGCCCGCAACUUCACCCCGGACGACGGUUACCUGACCACCAAACGCGUCCCGGCGGUGACGAACGCCAGCCCCAACAGCGCCGCCUCCCCGCUCUACGCCGCCGCGCGCGCUUCCAGCUCCGCCUUCUCGUACAGGCUUUCUUUCUCCGACUCCGCCGGGCAGGCCGCGUUCCUCGUCCUCCGCCUCCACUUCUUCCCUUUCUCCCCUGCCUCGCCGUCCACCGUCAGCAUCUCCUCCGCGCGCUUCGCGGUCUCUGUUCAGCUUCAGGACGCGUACACCGUGCUGUCCUCCUUCUCGCCGCCGAGCGCCGGCGUCGUCAAGGAGUUCUUCGUCCCGGCAGGCGCCUCCGGUGAAUUCCGCGUCACGUUCACGCCGGACGCCGGCUCGGCCGCGUUCGUCAACGCCGUCGAACUGUUCCCGGCUCCAGCGGAGCUGCUGUGGAACGGCAGCGUGACGCCGGUGGGCGCAGGCGCGGCGGCCCCCGACAAAGCCGCGUGGCCGAAGGACGCGCUGGAGACAGUGUACCGCCUCAACGUGGGCGGUCCCGAGGUGACCAAGGAGAACGACACGCUCUGGCGGACGUGGCUCCCCGACGACCCCUUCCUCUUCGGUCCCGCGGGGGCCUCCAUGCUGCAGAACACGACCACCGCGAUCGUCUACGCCACCUACACCAGGGAGUUGGCGCCCGACGUCGUCUACAAGACGCAGCGCGCCGCGAACGUGUCGGCGGCCGGAGCAGGGGUGGUACCUCUGCGUUUCAACGUCACGUGGACCUUCUCGGCGGAACCGGGGUCCAACUACCUCGUCCGUCUCCACUUCUGCGACUACGAGCAGCUGAGCUCCGUCGUCGGAGUCGGCAUCGUGUUCAACGUCUUCGUCGCUCAAGCCAUUGGCACCCAAGACUUCACGCCCACACAGUUCGAGACGCAGCCGAACACGGCCUUAUACAUGGACUACGCGGCCACGGCGCCCAUCUCCGGGAACCUCACCGUCAGCAUCGGCAUGUCCGCCAAGAGCAACCCUGGCGAAGGGGGCUUCCUGAACGGGCUGGAGAUCAUGAAGGUGCGACCUUCGGAUUCGAGCUUGGAGGCUGGGUCACGUGGUAGCAGCAGGAGAGUUUUGAUCAUCGCGCUCUCGACCGUGCUCGGCGCCUCGGUUCUCGCCGCCGCCGCGCUCUGCUUGUUCUUCGUCGUGCGGAGAAAAAGGCGGAUGGCGCGGCCGGCGCCGUUGGAGAAUGAGAGCAGCAAGCCGCUGCCGUGGUUGCAGGAAAGCUCCGGGUGGGUGCUAGAGCCGUCGAGCCGGUCAGGCGAGGGCACGACCGGCGCGAUGCAGAGGGUGAGCACGCAGCUCCACAUCCCGCUGGAGGAGCUGAGGUCGGCCACCGACAACUUCCACGAGCGCAACCUCAUCGGUGUGGGCGGCUUCGGCAACGUGUACCGCGGCGCGCUCCGCGACGGCACCCGCGUGGCGGUAAAGCGCGCGACGCGCGCGUCCAGGCAGGGCCUGCCGGAGUUCCAGACGGAGAUCGUGGUGCUGUCCCGCAUCCGUCACCGGCACCUGGUGUCCCUCAUCGGCUACUGCAACGAGCAGGCGGAGAUGAUCCUGGUGUACGAGUACAUGGAGAAGGGCACGCUGCGGAGCCACCUGUACGGGCCGGACUCCGACGGGGCGGCGCCGCUGUCGUGGAAGCAGCGGCUGGAGGUGUGUAUCGGCGCCGCCAGGGGGCUGCACUACCUGCACACGGGCUACUCCGAGAACAUCAUCCACCGCGACGUCAAGUCCACCAACAUCCUCCUCGGCGACGGGUUCAUCGCCAAGGUGGCCGACUUCGGGCUGUCGCGCAUCGGCCCGUCGUUCGGGGAGACGCACGUGAGCACGGCGGUGAAGGGCAGCUUCGGGUACCUUGACCCGGAGUACUUCAAGACGCAACAGCUGACGGACCGGUCCGACGUCUACUCCUUCGGGGUGGUGCUGUUCGAGGUGCUGUGCGCGCGGCCGGUGAUCGACCAGGCGCUGGAGCGCGACCAGAUCAACCUCGCAGAGUGGGCCGUCGGGUGGCAGAGGCGCGGGCAGCUGGACCGGAUCGCCGACCCGCGGAUCCUCGGGGAGGUGAACGAGAACUCGCUGCGCAAGUUCGCGGAGACGGCGGAGCGGUGCUUGGCGGACUACGGGCAGGUGCGGCCGUCCAUGGCCGACGUGCUGUGGAACCUCGAGUACUGCCUGCAGCUGCAGGAGACGCACGUGCGGCGGGACCCGUUUGAGGACAGCGGCGCCGUGGGCGCGCAGUUCCCCGAGGACGUCGUCGUCCCGCGCUGGGUGCCGUCGUCGACGAGCUUCAUGACGACGGGCGAUCCGGACGACACGGUUGUCACGGACGUGGGCGUCGCCAACAGCAAGGUGUUCUCCCAGCUCAGCAGCGGCGAGGGCCGAUGA
This is a messenger RNA of Miscanthus lutarioriparius, 2565 nucleotides long. The record is from the annotation of a GenBank genome assembly. Lineage: Eukaryota; Viridiplantae; Streptophyta; Magnoliopsida; Poales; Poaceae.